This is a messenger RNA of Pteronotus mesoamericanus, 1008 nucleotides long. It is a transcript of the gene ST6GALNAC5, whose product is annotated as ST6 N-acetylgalactosaminide alpha-2,6-sialyltransferase 5. NCBI's taxonomy places the organism in Eukaryota, Metazoa, Chordata, Mammalia, Chiroptera, Mormoopidae. Gene Ontology annotation, molecular function: alpha-N-acetylgalactosaminide alpha-2,6-sialyltransferase activity. Gene Ontology annotation, biological process: ganglioside biosynthetic process; oligosaccharide metabolic process. The transcript is spliced from 5 exons. The record is from RefSeq and is a predicted model, not a curated record. The coding region runs from base 1 to 1008 and encodes 335 amino acids.
AUGAAGACCCUAAUGCGCCAUGGUCUGGCAGUGUGUUUAGCGCUCACCACUAUGUGCACCAGCUUGUUGCUCGUGUACAGCAGCCUCGGCGGCCAGAAGGACCGACCCUCGCAGCAGCAGCAGCAGCAGCAGCAGCAGCAGCAAGCAGCGGCGACCGGCAGCGCGCAGCCGUCGGCGGAGAGCAGCCCCUCGUCGCGCCCCAGGGUCCCCGCGGGACCGCGACCGCUGGACGGAUACCUUGGCGUGGCGGACCACAAGCCCCUUAAAAUGCACUGCAGGGACUGUGCCCUGGUGACAAGCUCCGGACAUCUCUUGCGCAGCCAGCAAGGGCUCCAGAUAGACCAGACGGAAUGUGUCAUCCGCAUGAAUGACGCCCCUACUCGGGGCUACGGGCGCGACGUGGGCAAUCGCACCAGCCUGCGGGUCAUCGCACACUCCAGCAUCCAGAGGAUUCUCCGCAACCGCCACGACCUGCUCAACGUGAGCCAGGGCACAGUGUUCAUCUUCUGGGGCCCCAGCAGCUACAUGCGGCGCGACGGCAAGGGCCAAGUGUACAACAACCUGCACCUCCUGAGCCAGGUGCUGCCCCGGCUGAAGGCCUUCAUGAUCACGCGCCACAAGAUGCUGCAGUUCGAUGAGCUCUUCAAGCGCGAGACCGGCAAAGACAGGAAGAUCUCCAACACUUGGCUCAGCACUGGCUGGUUCACAAUGACGAUUGCGCUGGAGCUGUGUGACAGGAUCAAUGUUUAUGGCAUGGUGCCCCCAGACUUCUGCAGGGAUCCCAAUCACCCCUCUGUCCCUUAUCACUAUUACGAACCUUUUGGACCAGAUGAAUGUACAAUGUACCUCUCCCAUGAGCGAGGACGGAAGGGCAGUCAUCACCGCUUCAUCACAGAGAAACGAGUCUUUAAGAACUGGGCACGGACAUUCAAUAUUCACUUUUUUCAACCAGACUGGAAACCGGAAUCACUUGCUAUGAACCAUCCUGAGAAUAAACCUGUGUUCUGA